This is a messenger RNA of Cheilinus undulatus (humphead wrasse), 1922 nucleotides long. RefSeq names its product aldehyde dehydrogenase 6 family, member A1 (gene aldh6a1). Gene Ontology annotation, biological process: thymine catabolic process; L-valine catabolic process. NCBI's taxonomy places the organism in Eukaryota, Metazoa, Chordata, Actinopteri, Labriformes, Labridae. The record is from RefSeq and is a predicted model, not a curated record. Bases 116 to 1693 code for a protein of 525 amino acids. Gene Ontology annotation, cellular component: mitochondrion. The transcript has 12 exons. Gene Ontology annotation, molecular function: malonate-semialdehyde dehydrogenase (acetylating, [NAD(P)+]) activity; methylmalonate-semialdehyde dehydrogenase (acylating, NAD+) activity.
CACAGAUAAUACAUCUUUGUUAGGAGAAAGAUUGGACUCUGUCUUCUCCUGGCCACCGUACUACCUGCUGAGUGGGGUCUAGAAAAGUCGACCAACGCCUGGUAACAUUUCCAACAUGGCAACAACAGCGUUAAGAUCCGUUCUGAAGGCAAAGGUCCCGCUAAGAGCUAGCCGCAUGUGCUACUCCUCCUCUGUGCCCACAACCAAGCUGUUUAUUGAUGGGAAGUUUGUUGAAUCCAAGAGCACAGAAUGGCUGGAUAUUCACAAUCCUGCUACCAACGAGGUGAUCUCCCGUGUCCCCAAAGCCACCCAGGAGGAGAUGCUGGCUGCCGUAGACUCCUGUUCCAGAGCCUUUGCCUCCUGGUCUGAGACCUCCAUCUUGGCCCGGCAGCAGGUCUUCCUGCGCUAUCAGCAGCUUAUCAAGGACAACAUCAAAGAACUUGCAAAGUCCAUCACAGUGGAGCAGGGCAAGACCCUCGCAGACGCAGAGGGGGAUGUGUUCAGAGGAUUGCAGGUUGUGGAGCACGCCUGCAGCAUCACCUCUCUGAUGCUCGGUGAGACUCUGCCCUCAAUCACAAAGGACAUGGACACCUACACAUACCGCCUGCCCCUUGGGGUCUGCGCCGGCAUCGCCCCCUUCAACUUCCCUGCUAUGAUUCCUCUGUGGAUGUUCCCUAUGGGCAUGGUGUGUGGCAACACCUACCUGCUGAAGCCUUCAGAGCGAGUCCCGACCUGCGCCAUGCUUCUGGCGAAGAUGCUGCAGGACGCUGGUGCUCCAGAUGGGACGCUGAACAUCAUCCAUGGCCAACAUGAUGCUGUGAACUUCAUUUGCGACCAUCCAACUAUCAAAGCCAUUAGCUUUGUUGGCUCCAAUCAAGCUGGGGAGUAUAUCUACGAGAGGGGAUCUAAAAAAGGCAAGAGGGUCCAGUCCAAUAUGGGAGCCAAGAACCACGGUGUGGUGAUGCCUGAUGCAAACAAGGAGAACACUUUGAACCAGCUUGUGGGUGCAGCGUUUGGCGCAGCGGGACAGCGUUGCAUGGCUCUGUCCACGGCCAUCCUGGUGGGCGAGGCUCGGAGCUGGCUGCCGGAGUUGGUGGAACGAGCCAAGGCCCUGCGAGUGAAUGCAGGAGACCAGCCUGGGGCAGACGUGGGGCCCCUGAUCUCUCCGCAGGCCAAGGAGAGAGUGUGCAGUUUGAUCCAGAGUGGAGUGGACCAGGGAGCUAAGCUGCUGCUGGAUGGCCGAAGCGUCAAUGUCAAGGGUUAUGAGAACGGCAACUUUGUUGGUCCCACAAUCAUUGGCAGUGUCACACCUGAAAUGAAGUGCUACACAGAGGAGAUCUUCGGGCCUGUUUUGGUCGUCCUCGAGGCAGAGACUCUGGAUGAUGCCAUCAGUUUGGUCAACAAGAACGUCUAUGGCAACGGAACAGCUAUCUUCACCACAAAUGGCGCCACUGCACGCAAAUACACUCACGAGGUGGACGUGGGCCAGGUGGGAGUCAAUGUUCCCAUCCCGGUUCCACUGCCCAUGUUCUCUUUCACCGGAUCAAGAGGAUCCUUCAGAGGAGACAUGAACUUCUACGGAAAACAAGGAAUCCAGUUCUACACUCAGAUUAAAACAGUAACCUCACAGUGGAAAGCAGAAGACGCCACUUUGAAGAGUCCUGCAGUAACAAUGCCAACAAUGGGACGCUAAAUACUCCAUCUAAGAGCUCCUUUUGACCUGGACGCCCUUGUUCUAGAUAUAAAACAGAGUAUUAUUUUCACUGUGAAUAGUUUCUAACUGAAAUAAUUAGCUUUAAAGACUUGAUAUUGGAGUUCUAUGUGAAGAUACUUUUUAAAUAAAGCACUGUUGCCAAGAAAUAUGCAAAAGAUCUGUACAGCUGAGACAGUGCAUUAAAACCAAUGUCAUUACCUUGAAUACA